Molecule: messenger RNA, 1542 nt
Organism: Mauremys mutica (yellowpond turtle)
Lineage: Eukaryota; Metazoa; Chordata; Testudines; Geoemydidae
Product: TBC1 domain family member 15-like
Exons: 12
Coding region: 123-1478 (451 amino acids)
Biological process (GO): activation of GTPase activity
Molecular function (GO): GTPase activator activity
Source: RefSeq, a predicted model, not a curated record
UGUGAGCAGUGGGGGAGAAUGGCCUGGGGGAAGGCUGUGACUGCCUCCCUGCCACCCAUGGCCCCCGCUGCUCCAGGAUCCUCCACACCUAUGGCCCCAAGCAGGGUGUAGGGCUCCCAGAGAUGAAGGGUGGGGUGGUGCUCCGGCUCCUGCUGUACUGGCUCAGGGCUCUGAGGGCUUCCAUCGGCGUCCUGCUGCAUCUGGCGGAGCGCGCCCUCCACAGAGUACCCGGCUGCCAGCUCCUGCGGGCCCUCCACCCAUGGCCCAGAGACCGUGACGGUGCCCCCACCAGCAGGCGCAUCGUGGCCACGUGGCAGAGGGGUGCAGCAGGAACAGGGGACUGGAGCAAGAUCCAGGAGCAGCCGCCCAGGAGACACGUGGAUGGGGAUGGCACCUGCAUCCACGGGCCAGAAUCCCAGCUCCCAGCAACCAGCUCCCUCCAGAGCCUCUUCGAUGGGGCAGGCAGGCUGGACCUGGCUGGGCUGCGCAAGGUGGUCUAUGAGACAGGCAUGGAUGCCAGCGAGCGGAAAGUCACAUGGAAGUUUCUCUUCGGUGUGUACCCCGCGGACUCCACCACUGAGGAGCGGCGCCGGCUGGACCAGCAGCUGGUCGCUCGCUACAGGAGCAUGAAGAAUGCCUGGAAGCAGCAGUUCCCCAGCGCCAAGCGCAUGAAGGUCCAGUCAGACCUGGAGCUGUCCCUGGCCAUCAUGAAAUACGAGCAGCAGGAGAUGGAAGCGGCCAAGGUGCCCGCGGAGCACGGCCUGUGGCUCCAGAGCAUCAACCAGCCCCAGUUCUGGGCAUCUCUGAGGGACAUUGAUGCCGACGUGCCCCGCACCGACCGGCACCGCAGCUUCUUCCAGCGCCAGGGGCUGGUGAAGCUGCUGUACCUGAGGGAGAUUCUGAUCACAUUUGCCGCCUUUCACCAGGACAUCGGCUACUGCCAGGGCAUGACCAGCUUUGCCAGCCACUUCCUGGAGACCCUGGACUCAGAGUUUGACGCCUUCUGGUGCUUCGUAAACUGCAUGCGGCACUGGGCCCCCAGCUUGACCGCCCAGGGCGUGGCCUGCAAGAUCCAGACCACCGAGGAGCUGCUGCGACACGUGGACCCCGAGCUGCACCAUCACAUCGCCAGGACCUCCAAGGAGAGGCUGCUCUUCUGUCUCAGCUGGCUGCUGCUGCGGUUCCAGCGGGAGCUGGGGCACGAGGAUGCCCUGCGGGUGAUGGAGAUUGGCGCCCUGGAGGGGGACCCCACCGAGCUGGCAGCCCGCCUGCUGCCACACUGCAGGGAAGGGGAGGACAGGUCGGCCCCGCACCGGGAUGGAGUCUCCUUCGAGGUGCUGCUCUGUGUCGCCCUCCUGAUCCAGCACCGCCAGCAGCUGCUCCAGUACCAGCACGUCCACGACUUCUUCCUCUUUGCCCACAGGCUGCAGGGGAAGCUGGCUCUGGACGCGCUGCGCAGGGUUGACAGGCCCCUCUAGGGCCAGGUGGCGGCAGGACAUCGGCCAAGGGAGAGGCUGCAAUGAAGCUGGGGGUGUCAAGCUG